AUGUCAGAGACUUUUAAAGAAUCUAACGUCCUUAUUUGUGGGUCGUCUCGCGUCGGCAAGACCUCUCUUAUCAAUGCUAUCUGUCAAAAAGAACUUUCGAGAUCAAAUACAGGCUUAAAUUCUGACACAAAAUCUAUCGACAAAUAUUCAUCUCGAACUGUAGUUGGUGAUGUGACUUACGAGACGAAUUUCUGGGAUACACCAGGCAUCGAAUCUUGGAAUGAAAAUGAGAUUCGUUCUUACAUGGCAUCAUUAAUCGAAAAAACUCAUCCAAUAUGUAUGAUUUAUUGUGCAUCGCCUGGUUCAUUUGCCGUAUUAGAUCAUAUCGUUUGGAUGGUUGCGGAAUGUUACAGUAAACAUAUUUUCUGUGCACUUGUUUGCACGAAUAUGUGGGCCGGACGUAAUCGGCAGAGUAUCUUAGAUGAAUUUUGUAAAUUAUUAAAUACUGUUCAUCCACAAAUCAAGCCAACCAAAGAAGAGGGCAUCAUCUACUAUGAUCGAGUUGCUCUUGUUACAAUGGUCAAUAGUAUAGAGCAUGUAGAUGAAGACUUUGGUGUUACCAAGCCACCAUCUGGCAUCAAUGAACUUAUUUUUGGUAUUGCUAAAGGUCUUGACCGAGAUUUUAUGAUAGCCUGGUUUCGAAUCGUAUCCGAUAAUAAAUCAUUUUGGACGACUAUGUCAUCGAAAUUGUCCACUCUACUCCACGUACCAUACGAGAAAUUCAAUAUUUUUUAUCAGCACGCUGAAAAUUUUCUCGGUCAACUACUUGACUUUCUGGAAUUUGACGAUGACAAUACCUACUUUCCUUUACAGACUACAACAGAAAUUGAUCCUCAUACUGCAUCAUCAUUCAAUACGAAUAAGGAAUCUUUGUUUGACGAUGCAGAAAUGGUUGAAAUACCAGAAUCGCCAAAAUCACAAAAUAAAUUAUUAUUCACAUUAAAAUCGGAAGGUAUGCUUGUACAACUCAAUAAUGCUUUGAUACAACUCGGUGCUAAGAAAAUACAGAAUUUUUCAUCUAACACAACAGAUGAGUCGAUAUACUCAGCUAGAGUUGAGUUUGCAGAUACCGAAUGUUUAAAAGCAAUAUACGAUUUCUGGCAAGUGAUGCAUCAAACUCAAGUUGACUGCACAAUAGUGGAUGAUUCGUCUGCUGAUUAA
This is a messenger RNA of Rotaria socialis, 1161 nucleotides long. The record is from the annotation of a GenBank genome assembly. Lineage: Eukaryota; Metazoa; Rotifera; Eurotatoria; Philodinida; Philodinidae.